UAUAAAGCGGCGGUAAAUAAGAAACGUAUAGACACUCCUAAAUAUAAAAUUAGCGACGAAGUUAUAUUUAAUAUAGCUAACUAUAUAAUAGGCCGACCGUAUAAUAAACUAGCACCCCGAUUCGAAGGACCUUUCCGUAUUAUAAAGGCUAACUCGUAUAUAGUAGAAUUAGUUUUACCUUGGAAUAUAGAAGUUACUUAUAUUAUUAAUAUAUCCCGCGUUAAGCCUUAUAUUGAAGGACUCCCCGGUUAA
Neurospora tetrasperma FGSC 2508 is the source of this 252-nucleotide messenger RNA. RefSeq lists its product as uncharacterized. The annotation marks the transcript as partial. The record is from RefSeq and is a predicted model, not a curated record. Lineage: Eukaryota; Fungi; Ascomycota; Sordariomycetes; Sordariales; Sordariaceae. The transcript has a single exon.